Molecule: messenger RNA, 753 nt
Organism: Knipowitschia caucasica
Lineage: Eukaryota; Metazoa; Chordata; Actinopteri; Gobiiformes; Gobiidae
Source: the annotation of a GenBank genome assembly
AUGUCGAGCCGGAGACAGGGGCCUCAGUCCAGGGACCAGGGGGACAAAUACUCGGUGCUUUUACCGACGUACAACGAGCGGGAGAACCUGCCGCUGAUCGUGUGGCUCCUGGUGAAGUCCUUCGAGGAGAGUGGUUAUAACUAUGAGAUCAUCGUGAUCGACGACGGCAGCCCAGACGGGACUCUGCAGGUGGCUCAGCAGCUGCAGGAGAUCUACGGAGAAGACAAGAUUCUGCUUCGUCCUCGAGCUCAGAAACUGGGACUAGGGACGGCUUACAUCCACGGCAUCAAACACGCCACGGGCAACUUCAUCUUCAUCAUGGACGCCGAUCUCUCGCACCACCCCAAGUUCAUCCCAGAGUUCAUCAGGACUCAGAAAGCUGGAGACCUGGACCUGGUCUCAGGGACGAGGUACAGUGGGAAGGGCGGGGUCUACGGCUGGGACCUGCGCCGCAAGCUCAUAAGUCGAGGGGCGAACUUCCUGACUCAGGUCUUGUUGCGUCCCGGAGCCUCUGACCUCACUGGCAGCUUCAGGCUGUAUAAGAAGCAUGUCCUGGAGAGCCUGGUCCAGUGCUGUGUGUCUAAAGGAUACGUGUUCCAGAUGGAGAUGGUGGUCCGAGCGCGGCAGAAGAACUACUCCAUCGGAGAAGUGCCCAUCUCAUUCGUGGACAGAGUUUACGGUGAAUCCAAACUGGGAGGAAACGAGAUUGUGUCGUUUGUGAAAGGACUGCUGACUCUGUUCGGCACCACGUGA